Aphanomyces invadans is the source of this 2060-nucleotide messenger RNA. RefSeq lists its product as hypothetical. Gene Ontology annotation, biological process: protein dephosphorylation. The coding region runs from base 50 to 1915 and encodes 621 amino acids. The record is from RefSeq and is a predicted model, not a curated record. The transcript is spliced from 7 exons. Gene Ontology annotation, molecular function: protein tyrosine/serine/threonine phosphatase activity. NCBI's taxonomy places the organism in Eukaryota, Oomycota, Saprolegniomycetes, Saprolegniales, Verrucalvaceae.
ACAUCGUCAGCAUCGCCGACAAGUGCCGCACAUGCCAGCAGAGUAGGAGAUGUCCACCAAGAUCAACAAUGGUCUAUUCAUGGGAGACAUUGAUGCCGCGCAAGACUCUGAGUUCCUCAGUUUGAACGGGAUCGAGUUCAUUGUGAACUGUGUGCCACGCGAAGUCCCCAACGUGUUCGAGUCGGAAGGCAUUCGGUACUUUGCAUGCGACAUGGCGGAGCAGCCUGAAGGCAUCCUGUUUGACUUGCGCAAUGCAGACUUCGUCGACCUUAUCGACUUCAUUGACCAUGCGGUGCAGUCUAGCCUGAGUCUCCUUGUGCACUCCCUCGACGGAAUGUCACGCAGCCCAUGCGUCAUGAUGGCGUACUUGAUGUCCAAGUACCAUUGGAGUCUGGACAAGGCGUACGAGUACGUCAAGAUGAAGCGGCCGGACAUUGCGCCACACAACGCGUACUUGGACCAGCUCGCCAUGCUCGACGCCCAGCUCCAAAAGAAACAUCGAGCGCCGGAGAAGAAGCGCAACGAAUGGGAUCCCGCCCACACUGAUCCGAAAACGGACGAGCUCGUCCUGGUCAACACGUUCCUAAAUGUCACCAACGGCAUCGCGCUACCCCACGACUCGGCGCCGCGCAAGCUCAAGAAGAAGCGACUCGUUUGGAUCGACUUGUGCCCCCACAUCCGCAAAGGCAAUCCCCACUACGACUUUACCAAGCUCGAACGUCCUCCCAGCGCCUCGUACAGCUCCCUCAUCGCCGGCAAUGGUUGGGUUGACACUGAAGCCGCUCCAAUGAGUCAACGGCCGUCGACAUCCCCUGCGGCAUCGCGCGUCGCGAUGGAAUCGCGCGCCGUGCACGACGUCGAUCUCUCGCUGUCCGAGGACGAGGAGCACGAGAGACUGACCGACCCGAAGGAGGACGAUUCGUGGGAUUUGUCCUUGUCCGACCCGGGCAUGAGCCAUGACACCGACUUUGACAAGCCCUUGUCGUCGUGGGUCUCCGCACGACAGGUGCCGCCCCCAAAGUCCGUACAACAGCCCGACAAGCGCGUUGUUCACGACUCGAUGCCUUUGUUUGACAAGCAGCAGCAGCAUGAACCGGAACAGCCCCGGCAAGUCUUUCAGCCGCCGCCGAUGCAGCACCGAUCGUCGUUUCCAAGCCAUCACAUCAAACUGUCCAAAGCAGCACCGGCGGCCCCGGCGUCGUACCAGCUACACGACGACCUGUCCCAGAACCAGCACAGUCCGACCGAAAAACCCGACGCGGACGCGUUCAAAUCCAGCGCCAACAGGGCCAACAACAACCAUCCUCGCUACCUCCAGCACACUAAGUCCUCGCGCAAUGCCAAGACCAUGAAAGCGUCGCAAGGUCGGUAUGCCAUGCCAGUCGUUGUCGAAUCCAGCGUGGCGUCGGUCGGCUCUGGCGUCGCCAGCACUGCGGUGCCAAUGGCAUGUCGUGGGAUGCCGCCCAAGCGCAUGUCGAAAUCGUCGUGUGGGGUGGAAGGUCCUGCCGACACCAGUCGAAGCGACUCAACGUCGUCGACUCGUCUGCCUACGACCGCCACCUCUGGGUCCAAACAGGGCAUGCGAACUUCUGGCCCAUUGCCUGCUUCGUCUGCCAACAACUCGGCCGCCGUCCGACCCAAGACGGCACCUCCGUCUGCAGGCGUUGCCAAUUACAGACUGACCACCUCUAAACCGACCUCCACGACUCCACCGAUGCCGUCAGGAAUCAAAAAGAAGCCCACAAUGACAACCGCCCCGCCUGCCAAGCAGCCACGUCCACCGGCACCCAAAGGAUCGACCAACCAUGCGACCGACCUGUUCAAGAAGGUCCCACCGCCAGACACCAAGGCGCCACCGCAUAUGCCCGCGACCAACCUCAUGCCGCGGCGCGCGUCGUCGGCAAAGUGGCGGUAAACGACUCUUUAACUCGAAAAGACUAAAGAUCCUCGCGGCAUGCUGGUAUAUUGAAACGCGACGACGCGAUCGACCCGUUUUACGCAUCGGGCUGAAAGUCUGGGUUUUUGCGCAAGAUCACGAUGCCUUCUAACACGUUCGUGAG